Molecule: messenger RNA, 1554 nt
Organism: Chrysoperla carnea
Lineage: Eukaryota; Metazoa; Arthropoda; Insecta; Neuroptera; Chrysopidae
Gene: SerRS-m
Product: serine--tRNA ligase, mitochondrial
Exons: 3
Coding region: 9-1274 (421 amino acids)
Biological process (GO): mitochondrial seryl-tRNA aminoacylation
Cellular component (GO): mitochondrion
Molecular function (GO): tRNA binding; serine-tRNA ligase activity; ATP binding
Source: RefSeq, a predicted model, not a curated record
UUUCUAAAAUGAGAUUUAGAAGUCUAACGCCUUUAUUUAAACGAAAAUAUUCGGUCAUAUCAAAAAAUUCGAUAGCUGUUCUGAAUUUCCCUUUGUCAAAUUUUAAUGUUGAUUUUUUAUGCAAUAAAGAUAAUGUACAGUGUAUCCAAGAAAAUAUUCAGAAACGAAAAGGUGUUGGAGAUAUUUUAAAAGUACAAGAAAUAUAUGAAAAUAUUCGUUCAGAUAAGUUUAACAAUGAAAAACUACGAAAUGAAUUUUUAAAUGAAAUUAAUAAAAUACCAAAUGAUACACAUCCCGACGUGUUUAAUAUGGGCGAUGAACCGAAAAUAGUUAAACCAUGUUUAAAUAAACCACAAUUUAGUCACGAACCUUUAGAUUUCACAACAAUAGCAAAAAAAUUAAACUUACUAAGAACCGAACAUUUAGGAAAUUUAACUGGUCAUAGAAGCUACGUUUUAUUAGGUGAAUUAGCAGAAUUGGAACAGGCACUUAUUAAGUUUACUGUAGCAAAUCUAUGUAAACGAGGAUUUGUGCUACUAUCAGUUCCGGAUAUACUGCCGAGUCAAAUUAUUGAAAAAUGUGGAAUGAACACUAAAGGAGAGAGAAAUCAAGUUUAUGCACUAGAUGAAAAACAUGGUGAAAAUCUUUGUCUAUCUGGAACAUCCGAAAUGGCUAUUGCUGGAUUUUUAAUGAACAAAACGUUUCCUGAAGAUCAGUUACCUUUAAAAUUAGCUGCAGUAAGUCGAUGCUAUAGAGCUGAAACAUCAAAUAUUCAUGAAGAAAGAGGAAUUUAUCGUGUUCAUCAAUUUACAAAAGUAGAAAUGUUUGGUGUGACAAGAGAAAAUGAAUCCAAUCAAUUUUUAGAAGAAUUUCGAUUAAUUGAAGAAGAUAAUUUUACUGCAUUAGACAUACCUUACAGAGUAUUGGAUAUGCCACCCCAUGAAUUAGGUGCACCUGCUUACCGAAAAUAUGAUAUUGAAGCAUGGUAUCCUGGGCGAAAAAUGUUUGGUGAAAUAUCAAGCUGUAGUAAUUGUACCGAUUAUCAAUCACGUCGAUUAAAUAUUAAAUAUGAGAAUAAACAAGGUGAAACACAUUUUGUUCAUACGUUAAAUGGUACCGCAUGUGCAAUACCCAGAAUGUUAAUAGGCUUAAUUGAAGUAAAUCAGCAAUCGAAUGGUACGAUAAAAAUUCCCAAAAUAUUGCAACCAUUUAUGGAUAGUAAAGAAAUUAUCAGUAAGAAUAAAAAAAUACCUCAAUUAAAAUUAAUAAAAUAGAAAGUUAAUCUUAGAAAAUUAUGGAAAUUGUUAAUUCAUGAAAUUACAUUAGAACAAAAAAUAUUUGCUUUUUAAUGAUUUUCCUAUUUAUUAUAUUUUUAAAACGUUCGAUGUUUCGAUUUGUUUAUGCAGAGACGCGAGUGAUUUUCUAACGUGCAUUGGAAAUAUCGCCCUUAAUUACGACAUGUCAACGACAUAUUAAAUCUAGAUACUAUUUUUUUAUUCGAAGAAAAUUUUAUUAGUAGGGUAUUACAAUAUUUUGGCAAAAUAAACACACUUU